UUUUGCACAAUAUAAGGCAAAUGGAAUUAAUGAGUCAUAUGCUUUGGUCAAACCCGUAACGAUAGCAUAUCAGUAUUCAGUACUAUGUUACAAUAAUCGCCGUUUUGUCGUUGUGAAGAGUGAAGACUGAAGUUUCAAGUUCACAACACUAUGACCUAGUAUAACUAGCUAGUACAAGCGAAUCUUUGAUUUCCUAGUUGAACGUUACCGGAAUUAUUCAAUUGGUUUAUUUUCGAUACUUGUAAAUUUUAAUUUUGAAUAUUCAAAAUUAUGGAGGAAGACAAUUCUUUUUCUAGCAGAUUUGCCAAAAAGUCUCAACAGAUGCCUUUGUAUCCUGUUGGAAUAUUGGGAUUUGGAUUAGUAGCAGCUUAUGGACUGUAUAAAUUUAAAUCUCGCCAGGGACGUACAUCUUUGUACCUUAUUCAAUUACGGUUAGCAGCUCAAGGAACAGCUGUAGGAAUUAUUGGAAUAGGUGUUCUAUACAAUAUUUAUAAAGAAGCAACAUCAAAAAAAAGCUGAAACAAUACACGAAUGAUUUGUUAGUAAAAUGUAUUAUCACUAUUAUCUAUCAAAUAGUAUCACUAUAAAUAAUAUUUUUUUUUUAUGUUAAUGUAUUGUUUUAUAAGUAUGUAACCAAAAUAAUAUAGUGUAUACUUAUUUUAUGUUUUUUGAUUUACUGAUCAAAAAUAGUAUUGACUAUACCUUAGUAAUGAUAAAACUUAAAUACUAUGAUAUUUUACAAAUUAUAUGUAAACCUUUAAGUGUUAAUAUACUAUUAUAAAUAAUGUAAAAUAGAAUCAAAUUAGGAAUGAGAUAUGCAUAUAAAUUCUUAGAUAUUGUACAUUGUGAGUAUUGGAUAACUUAAAAUUUUUUUUAUUCUAUACAGGGUGUCCCAUGAGGAUUUACCCUUUGCGAUAUCUCCCGAAA
Diuraphis noxia (Russian wheat aphid) is the source of this 927-nucleotide messenger RNA. Its product is annotated as HIG1 domain family member 1C-like. Gene Ontology annotation, cellular component: mitochondrion. Gene Ontology annotation, biological process: mitochondrial respirasome assembly. The record is from RefSeq and is a predicted model, not a curated record. Lineage: Eukaryota; Metazoa; Arthropoda; Insecta; Hemiptera; Aphididae.